Schistosoma spindalis is the source of this 2250-nucleotide messenger RNA. NCBI's taxonomy places the organism in Eukaryota, Metazoa, Platyhelminthes, Trematoda, Strigeidida, Schistosomatidae. The record is from the annotation of a GenBank genome assembly.
AUGGGUUUGGCUGGUGCAAUUGGAAGGCUUAAGAACCUCGUCUACUCAAAGCCCUCUAAGGACCGUUCAGAAUUCGGCAGCAAAUUCCGCGGUAUUGAAAAUUAUGAUCCCACGAGAUUUUAUUAUAUGAAUUGUGGCGAUAAUGGGUCGUACGUCGACGUCGAGUGUAUCGCUACUGAAGAAUUUAUUCGCGUUUAUGGUGUGGACUUCGACAUGAAAUGUUCUGAUUUCCUCGUUCAACUUUGUUCAUUAUGUGGCUUACAAGCAGUGGACUACACUUUCUUAGUUCCUUGCGAGGGUCUUUCUGGAGUUUCAGGCAUCUGUUGGCUUUCUGCUCCUUCUAGGAGUAAGCUUGGCCAUUGGGUUAAUUCUGAUACAACUCAAACAACGUUACCGUCUAUGGUUAGGCUCAUUGCUAGAUGCUGUUUCAAGAAGUCUGCUAAGCUUUAUCAGUAUCCAUUCCUUGACACGAAGUUUAAAUACCCUAUUACACUCCUAAAAACUGGGAGGGAAUUUUUAAACGAACUGGGACAUCGGAUUACUGUGCAUUUACCAGAAAAUUGCAUGAUUGUCGUCCGUGGACAUUUAGAUCAACCUAUUAGUAAAGUUCUUCAAAAAGUGUCUUCGGAGCAUCAUCUUCAAUUAAGCAACUACUACAUUACUGAUCCCCAAAGAGGAACGAUUUUAGAUCCAAAAGAUACAUUCUUAAAUCAAAAUGCAGAACAAAUUGAACUUAAAGAACGAAAGAAAGGUAAAUCUAGCAAGAACUCAACGUCACACAAAAAGAGUCAAAGUGAUGACUCUCUGAUAUCUAAUUUGGAAAUGGAACAUAAAAGGCGUCCAGCACCAAAUGUACCUGCUAAACAACAAAUAACACAUCGACAUUUAUCACCUUUUGCCGAUGUACCUGACAAGGUACAAUCUUCUAGUUGCGUAACAUUACCAAGUAAGAAAGAUGGUACUAAAAGAUUGGAUGAUAAACGAAAUUCAGUUGUCGAAUCUCAAACAAACAGAGACUCAAUUAGUAAUUGCUCUCAAGAAUUACAGAGUAAAUCAUUUAUUGUGAAGGAUAAAUCGAAUUCGUACAAGCGUAAAUCGUCUACCAUGGUGAAUUCAAAUACAAAGAAGGAAUCCGAGAAAAAACAUCGUUCUCCUGCACCACCGCCACCACCACCACAAUUACUUCCAAAUCUCAUCAAACCUGUUAAUGGUAAUGAUCCAAACAUGCCCAAGUCAACACAUAAAGACUCUCGUAAAUCUGAUUCGCACUUGCUUAGAACGGAUAGUCGCCUAGAUGAUGAAUUUAUGAAAGAAGACCGCAAAUCAAAUAAAGGCUCAGCGUUCAAAAAUCAUUCUCAAGAAGCAGUUACAAAGCCAAGUGUUAUCGAUGUUGUGAACAAUCAAUCAAAUUCUCAUGAGUGUAAACCAUCUACCACAGUGAAUUCCAUUACAAAGAAGGAAUCCGAGAAAAAACAUCGUUCUCCUGCACCACCGCCACCACCACCACAAUUACUUCCAAAUCUCAUCAAACCUGUUAAUGGUAAUGAUCCAAACAUGCCCAAGUCAACACAUAAAGACUCUCGUAAAUCUGAUUCGCACUUGCUUAGAACGGAUAGUCGCCUAGAUGAUGAAUUUAUGAAAGAAGACCGCAAAUCAAAUAAAGGCUCAGCGUUCAAAAAUCAUUCUCAAGAAGCAGUUACAAAGCCAAGUGUUAUCGAUGUUGUGAACAAUCAAUCGAAUUCUCAUGAGUGUAAACCAUCUACCACAGUGAAUUCCAUUACAAAGAAGGAAUCCAUGAAAGAAUGUCGUUCAGCAAUACCACCGCCACCUCCCCCGCCACCACCUCCACCAGCUCCAUUGUCUUUACAACGGAACUCCACUAUGCGUGUUAAUUGUUCGAAUUCAUCACUUCAGGAUUUAGCUGGAGAUUCAGGAGUGGAACCUGUCAGAAAAUUAUCAACAACAGUUUCAACUAAUCCUAAAAAUAAUUUACAAUCUCCUAGUGUAGAAAUGCUUACAGAAUUGACAAACGCUUUCAAGUCAUUAAGAAAAACUACGAAUAUAAUUGAUGGUGAAAAUGUGGACUUUUCAAAAAAACUUCCUGUAAAUCGAGGUAAAAUUAUUUCAGCUAUUCGACAAAAUUCAUCUGACACUUCAAAUAAUGCACUUGAUAAAUCGAACACUGUAAUGCCAUCGGUUAUAGAAUCCGAUGAUUGUUGUUCUGUCGAUACAUCAUCGUCAUUAUCAUAG